Molecule: messenger RNA, 750 nt
Organism: Armigeres subalbatus
Lineage: Eukaryota; Metazoa; Arthropoda; Insecta; Diptera; Culicidae
Product: salivary glue protein Sgs-4-like
Exons: 2
Coding region: 1-750 (249 amino acids)
Source: RefSeq, a predicted model, not a curated record
AUGGUGCGACCCGAAACUCUUUACGUGCAGCACGCGCUGUUCGGAGCGAGCACGUUCGGGUCGAGAGAGACGAACCAAAGACCAAAGACCAAAGACCAAAGACCAAAGACCAAAGACCAAAGACCAAAGACCAAAGACCAAAGACCAAAGACCAAAGACCAAAGACCAAAGACCAAAGACCAAAGACCAAAGACCAAAGACCAAAGACCAAAGACCAAAGACCAAAGACCAAAGACCAAAGACCAAAGACCAAAGACCAAAGACCAAAGACCAAAGACCAAAGACCAAAGACCAAAGACCAAAGACCAAAGACCAAAGACCAAAGACCAAAGACCAAAGACCAAAGACCAAAGACCAAAGACCAAAGACCAAAGACCAAAGACCAAAGACCAAAGACCAAAGACCAAAGACCAAAGACCAAAGACCAAAGACCAAAGACCAAAGACCAAAGACCAAAGACCAAAGACCAAAGACCAAAGACCAAAGACCAAAGACCAAAGACCAAAGACCAAAGACCAAAGACCAAAGACCAAAGACCAAAGACCAAAGACCAAAGACCAAAGACCAAAGACCAAAGACCAAAGACCAAAGACCAAAGACCAAAGACCACAACCAAAGACCAAAGACCAAAGACCAAAGACCAAAGACCAAAGACCAAAGACCAAAGACCAAAGACCAAAGACCAAAGACCAAAGACCAAAGACCAAAGACCAAAGACCAAAGACCAAAAAGCCAAAAAAAUCCACAUAG